UAUCUCUAGUUUAUUUUGUCUUAUUAUUAUUAUUUUUUUCUUCGGUGUUGAAGACCUGUGAUCCUAGAAACUCAUCAGUUGAAAAAUUUCAAUUUGAAAACACAUUUGGUUUCUCUUUUUUAGUCAAUAUAAGAUCACGAGGAGAGAAUGCUACUGAAUAUCGUACCUCUGAGUAACACCGAUCUACCAGUAUUUAUUGCAGUAAUUGCUGUUGUUUUUAGCUGCAUUUAUUAUCUUCUAAGAAAUAAAGGAUUACCACCUGGGCCGAUUGGUAUUCCUUAUCUUGGAUACUGGCCAUAUCUAGAUCACGACACUGGUCACCUUCAAUUGCAAGAACUGGGGAAGAAGUAUGGCGAUAUGUAUACUCUUAGUGUUACAGGACAGCUGUACCUACAUUUAGGAUCUAUCAAAGCAGUUAAAGAAGUUCACGUUGCCAACUCUGAUUGUUUUGACAGUAGACUUGUAGACUAUAAUAUAAUUAGCGCUUACUUUAAAGAUGGCAUUGUUGGUAUCAAAGGUGAAGCUUGGAAAACCUUAAGAAAGUUCUUUCUUGGACAAUUCAGGGAGAGAGGAAUGAACGUGAUUAAGGAUUCAGGAUGCAUGUACGACAUCAUAAGAGAGACAAUUGGUGAUUUGAAGGAAACAAAGGGCAAACCGGUGGAUAUUGCCAACAUUGUUCUGACUAAAUGUAAUGCUAUAAUGCGUCAGACAUUAUUGGGAGGCGAUGGAAUGAGCGAGAAAGAGAUGCGAGAAUUUAAUGAAAAUUACUUUCAGGCUUUGGCAACAAUGACGGCUCCCACACUUCUUCUCAGUGGAAAUAUAGCUAAGUAUUUUAUUAUUCCUUUCACCAAAGGCUUCAGCGAGAGUAGAAAACAGCAUUUUUACAUGAGAGACACUUUGUACAAAGUUCUCAACAGAAGAAGGAAAACAUUUGAUGAGGCUAAUAUACGGGAUUGUUUUGAUGCUUUUUUGAAAGAAAAAAUGGACAGGAAAGCUAAAAGUGAUCCAACAGCAAAAUAUUUUACAGAUGAAGCUUUUGUGGUUUCUUUAAUUCAAAUUAUUGGAGACGGUGUGUAUUUUAUGGCAAUAUUUAUCGGAGCGUUUAUUCGGGUUCUGCUCGAACAUCCAGAAGAGCAAGAGAAGGUGUAUUCAGAAUUGCUUGAAGUAGUUGGUGAAAGCAGAGAGCCCGGAAUGGAGGAUAAAAGCAAACUAACCUACACAAAUGCUUUCAUUUCGGAAGUAAUGAGAACAACGGAUGUUUUUCCACUUCUCGUUGGAUUGAUCUGCAACAAGGAGACAUACGUGAAUGGUUAUAGAAUACCUAAGGGCACAACAACGAUUUAUAAUUUUUGGAUGGCACACAUGAAUCCUGAAGAUUAUGAAGAGCCACAGAAAUUUAAUCCAUCAAGGUUUAUAGUAAAAGAUGGAAAAAAGAAAGCUGAACUUUUACCCUUAUUUGGAAUAGGUAAGAGGUCUUGUAUGGGAGAAGGAUUUGCUAUGAUACAGGUUUUUCUUUUCUUGACAACGAUCAUUAAAAACUUUCGCUUAGAAAAGCCGUCUGCGGGAGAUGAGAGUCAAAGUGUGUUUUUCAACUUCGACAAACUGAAUGUAUGUGCCCAUUUCAGAAGCCACAAAUAA
Molecule: messenger RNA, 1638 nt
Organism: Parasteatoda tepidariorum (common house spider)
Lineage: Eukaryota; Metazoa; Arthropoda; Arachnida; Araneae; Theridiidae
Source: RefSeq, a predicted model, not a curated record